Messenger RNA from Vitrella brassicaformis, 715 nucleotides. The record is from the annotation of a GenBank genome assembly. NCBI's taxonomy places the organism in Eukaryota, Vitrellaceae.
CUGCACCGUUCGACCACAGUAGCCGACUGACGAGAGCAAUAGACGUGCGUGCGUGAAAUAAGGAGAGGGGAGGCGGAGGAAGGUGAAUCCCUCCGCCGGAUGGGCGCCUUGUGUUCAUCAGGUGUUGUCAUGGAUGAGGACGAGCAGCGAGAGCUGGAGUGGCUGCGGUGGGAGCUUCAGGAGGUCGGAGAGGACGGAGGACCACCAGCAGAGGAGCAGCAACAACACGAGCCAAGCUACCACAACAGCACACCCAACAACACUGGUUACCCACAGCACUUUCUCCAUCCCCCUCUGCCCCCGUCAGCACACCAGCAGCCUGCGUUCCCUCCGUUCCUGUCGCCUCACACGGCGCCGCGCUCACCCCCAGGCGGUGAGAAUGGUACCUUUCCCGUGUACUGCGCCCGCGACGCGCCAGGAGUGCCCAUCGCUGCUCCUGUAGCUGCUCACGGCUUCGUCCCACCUCUGUCCAACCCCUUCGACCGUCGCGGAACAGAGGAGCGUGCGGAACAGAGGAGCGUGCGGAGCCCCCUGCCAAGCAGCGACGUCAGGCAAGCCGCGUUGCCGCGCUUCCACCCCUGAGGACCUUGGCCGAUCACUCACCCAUUGGCGGCACGGACACCACUGAGUCUGCGGCCUCCUCAUCGGCAGCGGCGGUGGGCGGGGCUUCUCAGGCGCCUCGCUUCUUCUCAGCGCAGCUGAGCACCACCCAGAC